AUUUACAAAGUCUUUAUUUCCAUCUUUUUCUUUUCUUAUAUCAAAUAACUUUUAAUUAAUUCACUCCAAUCACUGGAAGAGCAGCUACUUAAUAGUAUAACAAUACUAGACCACAGGGAAUUGAAAGGGAAAAGGAGAGAACUCUGAGAUGUAUAUCUGUGUCUUUGCCUGUGGGGGAUUUGGCCAAGAGUCAAUGAUUAAACUGUGGAGCAAAAGCACACAAGCCCAGUGAGAAGUGAAUGGCUAAAUUGCAGGGUAAAAGCACAUAGUUUCUAUGAGAAAUGAAUGGUUAAACAAGAAGUUUAGAUUAGUGAAGCAUGUUGUGGCUGGCCAUUAUCAUUCCUCUUUCCCCAAAGAAACUGCUCAUCCUUGAGACAGCUCCUUUCUCAAACUGUUUUUUGUCUGCAUUUUCCAUUUCCACUGAUAUUCUAAAUAAAAUCUGGAGAGUUCUCAGCUUCAGGGCUUCUCCUGAGAGUCUCCCUAAUGCUGGGUGCUCUCAUUUGAGAUAGCCCCUUUGUGCCUCUCAAUGAUUGAACUAAGUCUCAUCUCCAAGUAAUCAUUCAUCCUCUAUGCCAUCAUGAUUGUGCACUUUGACAAGCGGUGUCCCAUGUGAAGAAAAAUCGCCUGCUGCAGAUCAGCAGAUGGAUCUUCCAAGUCUGGAAAAGGAACAAGAAAGCAUCUGACUCUUCAUCCUGGAAAUCUGAGAAGCAAUGAGUCUGCUAAGGCUCCCCGUAGCUCUCCUUGUUCUCUCUGUUGCAUUAAAGGAACUGAAAGCUACACCUAUUGCAAGUGACACCAGUCAUCAGGUGGACAAACGGAAAUGCAACACUGCCACAUGUACAAUACAACGCCUGACAAAUUUUUUGGUUCGUUCCAGCCACAAUCUCGGCGCUGUUCUCCUGCCUACUGAUGUGGGGUCCAAUACAUAUGGCAAGAGGAAUGCAGCUGAGGUUUUAGACAGAGAACUCCUGCAUUACUUACCCCUUUAGAGGUCAACAUCCCUCUAUAUAAUUCUCAUUUUAUGUGUACUCUGCUGAUUUCCUGUACACUUUAACAGUGCCUUUUUCAUUUCUAGUGUAAAUGUGUGCCUCUGUAAGUUCCGUGUUUGUUAGCAGUACUUAUAAAUUGUCAUGGUAAAAUUUGUUUGAAAUUUAGUACUAGUUAAGAUCUCAGAAUAGAUAACAAUGUCUUUAAAAAUAAAAUGUGCUUGCUACACCUCUUUAUUUUAAACAACAUUUAAAAAGUUAUUUUUAGCUUAGAUUUGAUGACCUAAGUUUAAAAUAAAGGAGAAAAAUGAUAGCUUGAAACUUGGUAACUCAUAAAAGCUAGUCGUAAAGUUUUGAUUCUGAACAUUACAAAAUCAGCAGUUGUCAGUACCUUUGUUAAGCAGUCCUUUAUGCACCAGCAUUACAAAAACGACGCUGCUUAACAAAAUCAGGCAAUAAAAUCAUGCUCCUGAUUCAAUAAAAAACAAAUGGGGGGGGGCGGUUUGACCAGGAAUCUAACGCAGGACCUUGCGCUUACAAGGCAGGCAUAGCGCCACUGAUCUAAAUCCCUGGCUCUCAAUAAAAAUAUUUUUGAAAAUUCUGUUCUUUGCUUGCUGGAAUUAGGAGGUUAAAGUUAAAAAGCAUGUGUGUCCAGGAGGAUUUUAUUAGCACUGAGCUUUUGUGAAAGGUAUACACUCUUUAUUCUCUUAAGGUAGCUUUCAACAAAACCCAAUAUUUUUAUUCUGGAUACUUAAAAAAAAAACUGUGUCCCAUUCAUCAUAUCUUCAGUUAAAAGACCACCGACUUCUGGAAACUAUGUGCUGGAUGAGAACUUAGUUAUUUGGCCAAAUUGAUUGGACCUUUCUAGCAGAGGUUUUUUUAGUGGGAGCUACACUAUUGGAUGUGGAAGGAAACAAUUUGUUUUGAAGUCAGAUCCUUACAGGCUUUCUUCUUUCCCCAGACUGUGUGGUAGGCACCUUUAGAAAUAGCAUCAAUUCACAUGAAAAUCCAGAAUAACAUAUUAUAUCAUUUCUAAAGGCCCUCAGAUUAUAUUUUAAAAAUAGGAAAAGGGGAACAUCUCAUCUUAGGGAGAAUAUGACUCAUUGCCUUGAUUUCUACAUUAAAACUUCUAUUUAUGAAGUAUGCUUUAGAUUACCAAAUGACAAAGAUGGUUGUUUUCAGUGAAUGUAU
Heterocephalus glaber (naked mole-rat) is the source of this 2177-nucleotide messenger RNA. The record is from RefSeq and is a predicted model, not a curated record. Lineage: Eukaryota; Metazoa; Chordata; Mammalia; Rodentia; Bathyergidae.